ACGACGUCUCCGGUUGAUGUACUGCAGGACUGCGAAACGGGUCGGUCGGUUUACAGUCAGUCAGCCAGUCAGUCAGUUAGUCCCCGGGAAGUGCUUGAGAAGUUGUCUGAUUCUUUGUUCGAAAUUGUCCGAGGGAAUUGUGAAAUUGGUGACAAGUGAUCCGCUGGAGAAAAAAAAUUAAAUAAUUGGAGAACAGAUUUACCGCAUUGGGAAAAAAAUUCGGCUGAGAAGAACAAGAAGAGCAACAACCGAGGAUUCGUUCUGAAGUGGAUGGAGGAAGAGUUUUUGUGAGAGUGCAAAGUUUUGAAAAUUCCGUGGAACUGUGGUGAAAAAUGGCAAAUUUGAUGAUUUACAAAGUGGUCAAGUGUCGACUAAAAGCGAUUUCCGAGCGGAAGAUGGUUUGCGAAGAACCGAAGAGAGGAUAAAGCUAGCGAAAGUUCCCGGAUGAUUCUGUGUGCGGAAAAUUUAAGGGUUCUGGGCUCCAGCUAGAGAAAGGAUUACGUGACAGCAAUAGACUUGCUUUGCAGUAAAUGUUCCUAGAAAAAGACGUGAAAAUUAUUUGGCAUAAAUCUAAUCUUAAAGCUUUCCAUCGUUGACAACCGUGUGUGGGGAAAAAAGUGAAAAACUGAUAAAACAAAACAGAGGAAAACUGAUCCUAGUGAAACAAAUUGCCAAUACGAAAAAAAAUCACCCCUUUGAAAAGAAGAAAAGCUCCCAAAGUGUUACAACACAUACACACAAGCGGGGUGAGAGCGAGAAGCCAUCACUCCCCUUCGAGUGAGAGUGAGCAGGUCCCAGAUGGGCCAAAGGGAAAACAGAGUGAGUGUUUUGGAAAAGUGACAAAAACGGCGUUUGUUGGUGCAUCUGUGUGUUAGUGAAGGUAAUGCGAUUAGAACUUUUUCGCCAGUGAAACAACAGUGAGUGCACAGAGCGAGAGAUCGAUCGAGAAAGAGUGAGGGAGUGAGUGAGAGCGGGAAGCUCUCGCACUAGUGUGGUGAGACCAAGAUGGCGUCGGCGCCUAAAGUUAUUCCAGCAGCAGCAGCAGGUCAGGAGGAGCAAGCUGCUCUUCGUGCCCCUUCCAGCAGCAGCUGCACCGUCAACGGACGCCAUCGUUCUCGGUUCUACAACUGUCAGCAGCCCAGCUGCUCCUGCUCCACCUCCCCCAACUCCAGCGAAUGCAUCCGGCACAGUCGUAACAAUAAUCAUAAUCGCAAUAAUAAUAACCGUAACAGUUGCAACCGUCGCAGCCGACGGUUAGAUCUUAUGAGUGCGUCUCGAGUGUGGCUGUCGGUGGGCCUGGUCCUGGGCUAUCUCGGGUGCCUGGGAGCCGGUUUCGUGCUGGAUGGAUCGCAGAAUAGCUUCGCCCAGUUCCGGAAGUGGUACACCGGACUGAAUGGCACCCUGGAGCUGGAGUUUAAAACCGAACAGCCGAACGGGUUGGUGCUCUACACCGACGACGGGGGGACGUACGACUUUUUCGAGCUGAAACUGGUGGAGGGGGCACUGAGGUUACGCUACAACUUGGGUGGUGGAGCGCAGAUUAUCACCGUCGGGCGGGAUCUGCACGACGGACACUGGCACAAGGUUCAGGUCCUCCGCAACGACGAGCACUCCACCCUGACCGUCGAUGGCGUGUCCCAGAGCCGGACCUCCCGAGGGAAGGAAUUCCUGUUUGGGAAGUUCGCCACCAACUCGGACGUGUUUGUCGGUGGCAUGCCCAAGUGGUACAACUCCAAGCUGGCCCUGCUGGCACUGCCGAGCGUCAUUUUCGAGCCGCGGUUCCGCGGCUCGGUGCGCAAUCUCGUCUACUCCGAUCAGCCCGGAGUGUCCCCGCGGCGGCAGGAGAUGCGCCAGCCCCGGGACAUUAAGUGCGGUGACUCACCUUGUGAUUUGACGGCCAUUCCACGGGAAAAAGUGACACGGGUAAGUACAGAGUGGCUGUCUAUCUAUCUUCUCUGCUCCUAGCCCAUCCAUGCAAAACAAUAAACACAAUAUUGCUAGACGCUAAUGAUCGUUAUGAAACUGUAAUUAUUGGUUCAACGGGGAAAGAUAAAUAAAUGGGGAACCAAUCAAUUGCCGUGCUAUUAGCCAUCGAUUAAUGUACUCGAUGAUAGUGUAUUGCUAGAUGGAACUGAGUAAGGUAGUUGGGGAUCCGUCGUCCGAAUGAUAUUGCUUUUAAUUUUUUAGCCAUCAGUUAUCGUUUGCAAUUUUAAGUUUUCGUUAUCAAUAUUGAAUUUUUAAUAAAGUCUACUUAAUCAUCGAAUUUCCAAUAAGAGGCUCACUUAACCGAAGCAGACGAGAGAAAGUGCUUCAGAUCCCAUAUCAAUAAAAUAUGAUUAAGGGCCCAAAAUAGUAAAGACAAUUAACACCGCAGCUAUCCAAGUUGCUCUCCGAAUGGGAUUAAUGAAUCAUUCAUCAGCAUCGUUACCCCCGGAAAAUGUGCUGCUACCGUCAAUUGCCCAGUACUAGAAAAGAACACACAGCCAAACCAAAUAAUCGA
Ochlerotatus camptorhynchus is the source of this 2500-nucleotide messenger RNA. Its product is annotated as neurexin 1-like. The coding region runs from base 1006 to 1965 and encodes 319 amino acids. The transcript is spliced from 5 exons. The record is from RefSeq and is a predicted model, not a curated record. NCBI's taxonomy places the organism in Eukaryota, Metazoa, Arthropoda, Insecta, Diptera, Culicidae.